AUGUCUUGCUCCAGCCUGUGCUAUCCAGAAUGCGGAGUGGCCCGUCCCAGUCCAGUGUCUGGCAGCUGCAAUGAGCCUUGCGUUAGGCAGUGCCCUGACUCUGAAGUGAUCAUCAAACCAUCACCGGUUUUCAUAACCCUCCCAGGACCAAUUCUCAGCAGUUUCCCUCAGCAGAGUGAAGUGGGAGCUGUAGGAGCACCUGUGGUCGGAUCUGGCUAUGGAGGCUCCUUCGGUUUGGGGGGAUUGUACGGCUAUGGAGGCCUUUAUGGGGGAUUAAGUGGUUAUGGUGGACUGGGUGGUUAUGGGGGAGGUUAUGGGGGACUGGGUGGUUAUGGGGGAGGUUAUGGUUACAGGGGAUUAGGUGGUUAUGGGAGCCAUUCUGGUUAUGGGGGACUGUGUGGUUAUGGGGGAGGUUACGGUUACAGGGGAUUAGGUGGUUAUGGGAGCCAUUCUGGUUAUGGGGGAUUGGGUGGUUAUGGGGGACUGUGUGGUUAUGGGGGAGGUUAUGGGGGACUGUGUGGUUAUGGAGGAGGUUACGGUUACAGGGGAUUAGGUGGUUAUGGGGAAUUAUGCAGUUAUGGGGGAUACGGCCGUAAGUAUUGA
Messenger RNA from Gopherus flavomarginatus (Mexican gopher tortoise), 603 nucleotides. RefSeq names its product claw keratin-like. Gene Ontology annotation, cellular component: intermediate filament. The transcript is spliced from 2 exons. The record is from RefSeq and is a predicted model, not a curated record. Gene Ontology annotation, molecular function: structural constituent of cytoskeleton. NCBI's taxonomy places the organism in Eukaryota, Metazoa, Chordata, Testudines, Testudinidae. Bases 1 to 603 code for a protein of 200 amino acids.